This is a messenger RNA of Saccostrea cuccullata (small rock oyster), 1160 nucleotides long. RefSeq lists its product as uncharacterized. The transcript has a single exon. NCBI's taxonomy places the organism in Eukaryota, Metazoa, Mollusca, Bivalvia, Ostreida, Ostreidae. The coding region runs from base 29 to 928 and encodes 299 amino acids. The record is from RefSeq and is a predicted model, not a curated record.
CAGGUAAGGCAUAAAAAUUUAUGAGAUAAUGAUUUCAAAAUGGGGAAUCGUUUUAAUGGUCACUUGGAUUAGAAGUGUAUUUAUACAUGCUCAACAAAACUUUCUACGUGUGGAUUCCUGUCCCCAGAACAAAAUAGAAUGGGAAACCAGACAACAAAACAAGAACUGUGAGGAUCCACUUCAUUAUCACUGUGCAGCCAUAGAAUCAACAGAAAAGUUUGGAGAAAUAUGUGCUCUUCCUGCUUUGACGUUUGCAGGAGACUGUCCUGUACUUAAUGCUUUAUCCCACAAUCUUGACUUCAAGAGUUGCACUACUCAUAAAGAAUGUCCACAAAAAGCAUAUAGAUCAGACGAAGUCUACAGGCAUCCAGUUUGUUUCUCAAUAUCUAGUCACCCGAGUCGAUUCAACAAAUUCCGAAGUUCAACUGCAGUUCCAGAUCAGGGGAAUAAUGUAACGAUGCCGAUUGUCAUUGUUGUUAGUUCUGUAGGACUAAUAACCAUAAUGAUAAUAAUAAUAUGCAUAUGGUGUAUAUGGAAGAAAAAACAAAACGAGAACGAAAAAUAUCGAAAGGAAAUUAUGGAAUCAGAACUAUCACAGAAAUUAACGGAUGUGAAUGAAAUAAACAGGGAAACAGAGGAAUCAUCAUUGAAUGUGUUUGAAAAAUUUGAUUAUCCCGAGGGCUUGUGUGACAUAUUUCUAAAAGAGAAUUGGCAUGAUGAAAAUGAGACUUACUUCUUCAAAAAAGAUAGCUGUUCUGAAACAUCAGAAGACUGCGACGGCAUAGUUAAGAACAGUAUCGACAUAUCAGAGAACUGGCACGAUAAAGAUGAGAAAUUUUACAGCAAAGAAGUAGAAAACAUUUUUACAAAGAGAACCAUCAAUAGCAUAGAAGAGGAUUGUGUACAAGAAAUCAAGAAAACUUGUUGAUACGUUGAAAAUCACACUGAAAUAUGCCCCGUGUCCGUUGAUAUGUUAGACUAAGCAGCUGUUUUCUUUUUUUGUGUGUUAUUUAUUGCUGUGUAUUUUAACAAACGGUUAACCAUCUCUAAUAGAGAAAUGUUUUGACUAUUUGCGGCCCCAUUAAAUGUUAUCUUAUUUUUAAAAGUUUAACACGAUUUUCAGAUGCAUUUAGUAAAACAAUCCCCAUAUUUAACUUGUU